AUGUGUGCUGAUGCAUAUCGAUGUGUACAUUUGGAGGUAGUGACAUUCGUAAGUACCGAAUGCUUCAUUCAAGCGUUUCGUCGGUUCAUAGCCAGAAGAGGUCGGCCAUCUAUAGUUUACUCAGACAACGGCACAAAUUUUGUCGGUACAUUUGCAUUGCUGAAGAAAGUCAACUGGGUAAAGGUAAUUGCUCAGGAAACUUUGCAUCCCAUCACUUGGAAGUUCAUUUCACCCACUGCUGCUUGGUGGGGAAGAUGGUGGGAGCGUCUAAUCCGCACAGCCAAGAAUUUGAUUGUGAGAGUCUUAGGACAAGCUGCAGUCAAUUACGAAGAGUUACUCACCGUCAUCUGUGAUCUGGAAGCCGUAAUAAACUGUCGACCACUAACUUAUGUGUCAAAUGACUCUAAGGAUCUUCUACAAUUAACGCCUUCCAUGUUCUUACAGGACAUUAAGGUUUCAGGUACAGCAGAUUUGGAUGCUUUAGAUCGAAAUAAACUCUUGGCUCGUCAGCGUUUCUGCCUGGAACUUCGAGAACAAUUUCGUAGCAAGGAGUACCUUGGACAGUUAGUACAAAAGCAUGGACAGACGGACUGUGAAUUAAAAGUUGGAGACAUCGUGCUAAUAGGUUGUGAGAACCUUAAAAGAGUGAACUGGCCAAUUGCUCGUGUCCAAGAACUUUGUACAAGCAGAGAUGGACGUGUAAGAGUUGUAAAAGUGAAAACUAGAAAUGGCAUACUGAUUCGUCCUAUACCUAAACUGUACCCUCUAGAAGUAUGUUCCUGUACUAAGGAUACCAUUAUUUGA
Messenger RNA from Stegodyphus dumicola, 804 nucleotides. RefSeq lists its product as uncharacterized. NCBI's taxonomy places the organism in Eukaryota, Metazoa, Arthropoda, Arachnida, Araneae, Eresidae. The record is from RefSeq and is a predicted model, not a curated record.